AUGGCGAUGUCUUUCGUUCGUCAAGCGUCUCUGGUUGCUCUUCUCGCAACUUCGACUUUUGCUCAAACUUUCACCGACUGCGACCCUACUAAAAAAACAUGCCCCGCCAACGCCGGCUUGACCACGAGCAACUACGAGGUUGACUUCACCAAGGGUGCCGACAAUGCUGCCUGGACGGUCGCCGCCGGAAACAUCUCCUACACCUCCAACGGUGCCGAGUUCACCCUAGCGAAGAAGGGCGAUGCCCCGACCAUCGAGACAUCGUGGUACUUCUUCUUUGGCCGCGCCGAGGUCAUCAUGAAGGCCGCUCCCGGCACCGGCGUGGUCAGCAGCGUCGUCGUCGAAUCCGACGAUCUGGACGAGGUUGAUUGGGAAUGGCUCGGCGGCAAGGACGCCGAGGUUCAGACUAACUACUUCGGAAAGGGCAACACCACAACCUUUGACCGCGGCGCGUUCCACACCGUUGCCGCCACCCAAGGCGAGUUCCACAACUACACCAUCGACUGGACCACUGAGGCCGUCACCUGGUACAUCGACAACAACCUGGUUCGCACCCUUAACUUCGCCGACGCCGUCGGCGGCAAGAACUUCCCCCAGACCCGGCUCGCCUGCGCCUCGGCAUCUGGGCCGGCGGCGACCCGGACAACGACCCCGGCACCAUCACCUGGGCUGGCGGGCCCCUACACCAUGACCGUGCAGAAGGUCGCCAUCACCAACUCGAACCCGGCCAAGUCCUACACCUACAGCGACAUGACGGGCAACUGGCAAAGCAUCAAGAUGGUAGCCGCCGACUCCACCGACGACGGCACCAACUCCGGCCAGAACGACACAUCCUCAGGUACCGCUUCUUCUACUACUUCUUCUUCCGAAGGCUCCUCUGCGACCGCGACGCUGUCCACUGGGUCUCCCUCAUCCUCGGACUCCCCGCUGAGUAAUUCCACAGCGACAGGUACUACGCUGCGCCCGACAGCGUCGACUUCAGCCACUCAGUCCGGUUCUGCCGCUAGCGCGACUGCCUCCACUGGCUCCAGCGCUGCUGCUGGCAAGCUGCUGAGUGGUGCCACUGUCGGCACAGGUCUGUUCGGAGUUGCUCUCUUCGCCAUGGCUGGUCUGUUUUAG
This is a messenger RNA of Colletotrichum spaethianum, 1119 nucleotides long. Its product is annotated as putative glycosidase crf1. Gene Ontology annotation, biological process: fungal-type cell wall organization; carbohydrate metabolic process. Gene Ontology annotation, cellular component: fungal-type cell wall. Gene Ontology annotation, molecular function: hydrolase activity, hydrolyzing O-glycosyl compounds; glycosyltransferase activity. Lineage: Eukaryota; Fungi; Ascomycota; Sordariomycetes; Glomerellales; Glomerellaceae. The transcript has 3 exons. The record is from RefSeq and is a predicted model, not a curated record. The coding region runs from base 1 to 1119 and encodes 372 amino acids.